AUGCGUCGCAAGGAGCCCCAUCUCACUUCAACUGCUAAUCGCGGUAAAAGUUUAAUUUCUACUAGAAUUCAACAACACCAGCAACGUAAAACACAAAGCAUGAAGAGUCAGCUACCUAGAAGCUAUUCGUCUCCAGCGCCACAGGUAGAUGUGGAAAACAAAGGAUGCGUUAUGCGAAGAUUCUCAUCUCCUGAUCCUAAACAGGUUUGCUACAGGCGGAAUUCUGAUUCAUUCUGCAAAUCUAAAACCGACUGUUCAAAAAGUGAAUUAGACUCCGAUUUAGAAAACUAUGAGCUAUUUGAAGAGAGUUUCAUUGAUAUAGAUGCAGAACCAGAAGAUAUAACGUUUGGUGCUUACACUAAAAAUACUGAAAUUGACGGACCCAAAAAGGUAGUCACAACACUCUUACCUGGCAGCGGAAUUCAAAGGAUUGCUAUUAAACCAAUAUCGCUACGUACUAUUCAAAAAGUACAAUGUAGCAGACAGGCAAAACGGAAACAUCAAAGAGAUAGUGACGAUAACAAAGAUAACAAUCAUAUAAACUUCCAACCAUUGAUACUGAAUAUGCCUGAAAAGCAUUCUUUACAUUCUAAAUCAGAGCAAUCUUUUCUUGGAAUGGAAGAACUGCAAACUUCACCUACAUUAGAGACGGAAGCAAUAGAAUUGGAAAGAGAACUAAACAAUGCUGAACAGCAUUCAGAUGGUGAAGUAGCAAUGGCUACGGAUGAAAGUGAUGGUCAAACGAAAUUACAAAUAGUGUACAUUGUAACAUCCAUUAAGAACCAAGAAAAAGAAGGGCCUGGUGUAACUUUUUAA
This is a messenger RNA of Parnassius apollo (apollo), 816 nucleotides long. Lineage: Eukaryota; Metazoa; Arthropoda; Insecta; Lepidoptera; Papilionidae. The record is from the annotation of a GenBank genome assembly.